GCAUUCUAUGUAUCGGAUGCGGACGAGCCAUUCGUGCCAGUCUCGUUGGCGUGGGGCAAGGGAGAGGGUCUACCGAAUGAAGAGGAGAUCGCCAAGCUAGUCGAGCACUGGAAUCCUGCGAGUGCUGAGGUCGAGAUCAUGGAUCCGGUAGACUGGGACAAGAACGGGCAGUACAAGGACAUUAUCGACGCCGUGACGAAAGCUGGGAAGGGAAAUGACGUGCGGGUAUACAGAAUUGCCAAGGACAAGUCGAGAGCAGAGUACUUUGUGGUGACUAGGCAGGGAGACGGCAAGAGUGCAAGGCUCGUGGGCGUCAAGGCACUGGCAGUUGAGAGCUAA
This is a messenger RNA of Cryphonectria parasitica EP155, 339 nucleotides long. RefSeq lists its product as uncharacterized. The annotation marks the transcript as partial. The record is from RefSeq and is a predicted model, not a curated record. Lineage: Eukaryota; Fungi; Ascomycota; Sordariomycetes; Diaporthales; Cryphonectriaceae. The transcript has 2 exons.